AGAAAACAAAUCACUUAAACUUGGUCUUCUCUCAAAAUUAUAGGGUGAAAGAGGAUGUAGAAUAGAAGAUAAUGAGAUUAAUGAAAGAGAUAAUGAGAAUGUCAUAGAAGGCAUACAUCUUUUAUAAAAAGGGAAAGAUUAAUCUGCCAUACAUUAUGUACACUGUUACAAUAAUCCCUGUUUAUAAUUUUACUUCUCUUUUUCUUUUGUAAUGUCCUAGAUGGGAAGAGGAAUGAGUUAUCUUACAAAUUUAGAUUUUGCAAACUUGUGCACUGGUGAGAGUGCUAUUGAAACACAUUGUUAAGAAAGCUUUUCAACACAGAAAUGUGUCAUUUCCUUUCUUCAUGUCCAGAUGCUGAAAUACUAUGUGAUAAAGAUUUUAGGUUUCAAUUGUAAAGAGACGGAAGUGGCUAAAUCAGUGCUGCUGUCUUUGGGACAAAAGUUUCAGCUUGAAACAUUAUGCCAAGGGCCUUCAGCAUUUCAUGUGUAAUUAAUACAUUUUGCAUGUGCUUGAUGGAAGUAUGGAACAGUGGGAUCGCUUACCCGAACCACAGGAGGACACUGGCAGCUGUACAGAAUCUGUGAAGUUUGAUGCUCGCUCCAUGACAGCUCUCCUUCCUCUGAAUCCUAAAAAUGGCCCUACACUUCAAGAGAAAAUGAAGUCCUUCAAAGCUGCACUGAUUGCCCUUUAUCUUCUUGUGUUUGUGGUUCUCGUGCCUGUCGUCGGAAUAGUGGCAGCUCAUCUCCUCAAGUGGGAAAUGAAGAAUUGCACAGUUGGUUCAGUUGAUGUAAACGGUGCAUCUCAAAGUCUCACAGGGAAAGGAAAUGACAGUGAAGAUGAAAUGAGAUUUCAAGAAGUUGUUACGGAACACAUAAACAACUUGGAGAAGAGGAUCCAAUAUAUUUCAGAUAAAGAAGCCAAUCUUAUAGAUUCAGAGCAUUUCCAGAAUUUCAGUGUGAUGACUGAUCAAAGAUUGAAUGAUGUUCUUCUCCAGCUAAGUUCCUUGGUUUCCUCAAUCCAGGGGCAUGGAAAUGCCAUAGAUGAAAUCUCCAAGGCAUUAAUAAGUCUAAAUACCACAUUGCUUGAUUUACAUCUCAAUAUUGAAACACUGAAUGGCAAAGUUCAAGAGAAUGCAUUUAAGCAACAAGAGGAGAUGAAUAAAUUAGAGGAGUGUGUGUACAAUGCAUCAGCAGAAAUUAUGUCUAUGAAAGAAAAACAAGUACAUUUGGAAAAGGAAAUAAAAGGAGAAGUGAAACUAUUGAAUAACAUCACUAAUGACCUCAGACUGAAAGAUUGGGAGCAUUCUCAAACACUAAAAAAUAUCACUUUGAUUCAAGGUCCUCCUGGACCCCCAGGUGAAAAAGGAGAUAGAGGUCCCACUGGAGAAGGUGGUGCAAAAGGCAUUCCAGGUCCAAUAGGAAAUUUUGGACAAAAAGGCCAGAAGGGGGAAAAAGGGAGUGGAAGCACACAAACUCCAUCCAGAACAGUUCGACUGGUUGGUGGUAGUGGUCCUCAUGAAGGAAGAGUGGAGAUUUUCCAUCAUGGCCAGUGGGGUACAAUUUGUGAUGACCGCUGGGAAUUGCGUGGUGGACAGGUCAUCUGUAGGAGUUUGGGAUACCAAGGUGUUCAAAAUGUGCAUAAGGGAGCUUAUUUUGGACAAGGUACUGGUCCAAUAUGGCUGAAUGAAGUAUUUUGCUUUGGGAGAGAAUCAUCUAUUGAAGAGUGUAAAAUUAGACAAUGGGGUGUCAGAGUCUGUUCACAUGCUGAAGAUGCAGGAGUCACGUGCACUUUAUAAUUAUUAUAUUUUCAUUCACAUUUAUAAAUCUUUGUUGCAAAAUGA
Manis javanica (Malayan pangolin) is the source of this 1841-nucleotide messenger RNA. The record is from RefSeq and is a predicted model, not a curated record. NCBI's taxonomy places the organism in Eukaryota, Metazoa, Chordata, Mammalia, Pholidota, Manidae.